This is a messenger RNA of Anopheles bellator, 1045 nucleotides long. It is a transcript of the gene SmD3, whose product is annotated as small nuclear ribonucleoprotein Sm D3. Gene Ontology annotation, molecular function: RNA binding. Bases 251 to 682 code for a protein of 143 amino acids. The transcript has a single exon. Gene Ontology annotation, biological process: spliceosomal snRNP assembly; RNA processing. Gene Ontology annotation, cellular component: U4 snRNP; spliceosomal tri-snRNP complex; catalytic step 2 spliceosome. The record is from RefSeq and is a predicted model, not a curated record. Lineage: Eukaryota; Metazoa; Arthropoda; Insecta; Diptera; Culicidae.
CAAACAGAAGAGCGUGAAAUGACAGCGAGCAAAAGGUGGAACCAUUACUCCACAGCGCAGGUGCGACGUAGUAUAGCAUUUUCCAUUGGCGCCGCUGUCACUUUGGCAGACAGAUUGUUUUGAAGCCAUUUGCCGCUCGCAGCAUCGUGAAGAAGCAAGUUCCAAGAAAGUUUAGCGAAAGAUCAGCGUGAAGCCAGCGUGAAGCCAGCGUGAAGCCAGCGUAAGCAAUCGUAAGCAAUCGUACUGAAUCAUGUCUAUUGGUGUGCCAAUCAAAGUUUUGCACGAGGCUGAAGGCCACAUAGUUACGUGCGAAACCAUUACGGGCGAAGUGUACCGCGGGAAGCUGAUUGAAGCCGAAGACAACAUGAACUGCCAGAUGACACAGGUUACCGUAACCUAUCGCGAUGGCCGGGUGGCUAAUCUGGAGAAUGUGUACAUCCGAGGCUCGAAGAUACGUUUCCUCAUACUUCCGGACAUGCUGAAGAAUGCGCCAAUGUUUAAAAAGCAAGGUGCCAAAACGGGCACUGCCGGCCGGGGCAAGUCGGCGAUCCUUCGAGCGCAAGCGGCCCGUGGGAGAGGGCGUGGAGCGGGCGGAGGAGGGGGCGGAGGCCGUGGCGGCAACAAAGGAGGCUGGCAGGGCCAAGGACAACAAUCUUCUGGCCGUGGACGUGGUGGACUAUAGAAGCUAUCUUGAUCGCGUAAUUUUAAGUGCGAAAUCUGUAUUUUAAGGAUACGUGCAGGAUGUUUCUCAGGUCUGGCUUCUUGUUUGGAACCAGCUGUCCAUACACUACGUUUAUGGAAAAUUCAGCGAACCGUAGGCCGAAGUGUAGUAUCCAGAUCAAACGAAGAGCAAAACAUGUAUAAAAAUACACAACCAACAAGAAACAUAGAAAUAAUAACCACAUCCGCAUCAAAAGAACAUUCUCCUCUCUAAUGUAUUCACAUGCUAUCUUACAACUGCGGUUGUAGGUAACUUCUAACAUCUUUCUACAAUACAAAAAUCAAUUAUAAUAAUGAAAAAUCAUGAGUGGAAUAAAAAUGGAUU